AUGUUUGGGAAGUUCAAGCGUGCAAAAUGCGCUGCACAGCUGAAGCAGUGCACGGCAAGGAUCCAGGUGCUGCGCAACCAGAGGGAGAUGCGCAUGAAGCAGAUGACGAGGGAGAUUGCAGAGUUGCUGACGCAGGGACAGGAGGCACGUGCAAUGCUUCUGGUUGGACAGAAGCUUCGUGAGGAAGCAGCUCUGGCUGCCUACGAUGUUGUUGGAGUCUGCUGCAGUACACUAUGUGCACAGAUGCCCAUGAUAGAGGAGGCCAAAAAGUGCCCCCCCUCCCUGAAAGAGGAGAUUGCAACAAUCAUCUUUGCUGCUCCAAGGUGCGGCGACCUUGCAGAGCUCCAAGAGCUCAAGGUCAUGUUCACGGCCAAGUUCGGCAAGGCAUUUGCAGCGGCGGUAGCGGAGCUGAGGCCCGACUGCGGAGUGGACUCCCGGGUCAUUGCGGGGCUGACGGUCCAUGCCCCCUCCAGCGAUACCAAGCUGCGCGUGCUGGCCGCCAUUGCAGCCGAGUACCAGGUCGACUGGAGGCCGCCCUCCACGCGCAAUGAAAUGGGCGUGCCUCAGCCCCCCACGCAGGAAGCGCCUCCCCACGACUUCCUCCGCACCGCCCGUUCGCCUCGGACGCCCCCGGGCCAGCGCCCCCCUUCGCCGCCCUCUCCGUUCGCGCGCCAGCCGUUUGCCGGUGCAGAUCCCGGGGGUGCCACCGACGCGGGGCCGUACCGCCCACCUCCGCCCCCCGAGUUCCCCCUCCCCGCCCUGCGGGUGCAGAGCAAUGGAGCCGGUCCUGCGGGGCGGGCCACUGCCACAUCGGGCCCGGGACAAGCGGGGGGGGGCUUCCCCGUGAGCCCUUCCACCGACCGGGUGUCGCCCAGGCCGUGGGCGGACGAGCAGGACGGACGAUUCGAGCCAACGCGGGCACAGCCGCAGUCGGGAUACCCAUUCGGUGGGAACCGGUCGGCCCCCGGCGGGCUGGACGAGUUCCCGGGCGCGACGGCGGCUGCGCUGGUUGUCGCGGCGCAGCAGGUGAGCGACCUGGCGGGCAUGGUGGUGGCCAGCCAUAUGCGCGAGCAGGAGGCGCGCCUGCGGGAGCAGCUGCGGAGCGAGCGGGACGGCAGGCCGGGGGAUGACCGCGCGCGCAGCACGGGGUCACAGUACGGCGGGGACAGGCAGGCGUGGGGACAGGCGAGCGGGGAGUGGGGAGGCGGGCAGGCCCGCAGCGAGGCCGGGAGCGGGCGGCAAUGGGACGGGCAGAGCAGCCAGCAGAGGUCGCCCCGAGCGCCGAGCCCGUACCGCAGUUUCGAGGGCAACGAGUACGGCCAGCCUGUGCACGGGCGCACCGACCAAGAGGGACGGGUGGUCCCGCCACACAGCGCGGGCCGGACCCUGGAAGAGCAGGGGGCGCUGCAGCGAGCGUCGCGGGACUUCUCCACUCCCCGGCCUGCUUCCCCGGACAGCCUGGCCCGCCGGUCGGACGACCGGGACAGCAGCUCGGAGGACGACAACAGCGGGCCGGGGACAGGCGGGGGAGCAACCCGGGGUGGGGGCCCGCGUGGUACGGCGGGACGGGAGGCGGGGCCCGAAGCUUUCACAGGGAGGCGCGGGGACGUCUUUUUCAACGACAGGCAGGGCCACGUGGCGCAUGCCAACGUCCGGAAGGUGGAGGGGCCGCAGGGGGGCAGCCUGCCGCCGCCGCCGAAGCAUGCCCAGGAGAGGGGCCGCUUCCUCAAGUGGACGCCGCCAGCAGCGGCGGACAACCCCCACAAGGGACUGCCAGCGUCGCCGAACGCGGAGAUGAACGGGCUUUCGUCGCAUAUCAGAGCACUGAAAGUGGGAAAAUAG
Messenger RNA from Klebsormidium nitens, 1842 nucleotides. Lineage: Eukaryota; Viridiplantae; Streptophyta; Klebsormidiophyceae; Klebsormidiales; Klebsormidiaceae. The record is from the annotation of a GenBank genome assembly.